This is a messenger RNA of Aspergillus ibericus CBS 121593, 1346 nucleotides long. RefSeq lists its product as uncharacterized. The record is from RefSeq and is a predicted model, not a curated record. The coding region runs from base 80 to 1240 and encodes 386 amino acids. Lineage: Eukaryota; Fungi; Ascomycota; Eurotiomycetes; Eurotiales; Aspergillaceae. The transcript has 4 exons.
AUCCCACAAAAGCCACACCCCGACGCAAGAUGGGACGGAGCACCUGGACGGCCCAGAGCUGCCGGCCCGGCCGACGUGUAUGCGCUGCCAAUCCUCCGCCCGCCACUGUGGGGGUUAUCCGGAUCUGGGACGCAGUAUCCUCCCCACCGGGGCAUUCGUGGGAUGGCACGAGCGAUCUCUACUACUGGAACAGAACCAAGCACAACUCGUCGCCCAUUUCCUGGGCGAUUAUCUCCCUCCAGAAGGCUCAGUUCCCACCAGGCACCAAUCCCCUGUCUACUGGGCGGAGCUCUUCCCGACCUUUCUCCACUCGCAGUCCCCGGUCAUCAAGGCAUCUCUCUCCGCUUUGACCCUGAUACACCUUGCCAAGUCUCGACACGACGACGCGCUGGCUCAUCGCAGUCGACAGCAUUACAGGCAAGCCGUGCAGCAGAUAUGCGCGCUGAAAGGGAAGGAUGACCCCAGCCAUCUCAUUCGCACGGCCAUGAUUCUCGCACUCUACGAGCUUUACGCACAGCCGCCAGGUCAAGGCCACGCAUGGAAUGUCCAUGUCACGGCCGCCUGCAACUUGGCCCGUGAACAUCGCGCGGCGAUGUUGAACAACCAGGACCGACAGCGACUACGUACAAUCGAGUUUCUCCGCAAGUGUGUCAAUGUCUCGGAUGGGGUUUCUGCGGUCAACCGCUCGCCUAUGGGGCUGUCCACGGACAGGUUUGACCUGCUUUUGGAUAUUCUCUCCGAAAUUGGUCAACUACGGAGCGGUCUACGACAUCAAAUCGCUCGCAACGGUGUCACGUGGGACUCCACUGCUUGCCUGCUAAUGACGUCCGCGUGUCUGGAGAAUCAGCUUUUGAGCUGGUAUCACAAGUGGCAGUCGGAGACCAACCAUCCCCUCUUCACGAUCAGAUCGACUACAGUGCCACCCGCGGCAAUGCACCCAAGACAGCCGGAAGAGACGAUGUUUUUCACGGACCCCUCGGGAAUACCGCACCUGCUACUGUACUGGUUGGGACUGGUAUUACUUUACGCGACGGUAGCGGAGACACUGCGAGGAUUGACCUCGGAGCAGGUUCGGUCAAGAACUAUUCAGCAGCGACUGACCAAGGCUGACGCGCUCUGUCAUCACUUUGCUACCCGCCUCGCCCAGUGCCAGUCAGGAUGUACGGGCAAGGGGACGGGAACUGCUAUAUUGGCGGCAGCGGCCUGGCAAGCUGCGCAAUCAGUCCGUGCAGUGAGCUAGCCUUGAACAUGUGUCCUGGCAAUAGAUGUCAGGGAUCUCUAUUGGUUAUCCAUGGAUAUACUUCAGCGACACAGCACCUCUCAACACGCCACAAUGAUCAAUACUC